Trichoderma citrinoviride is the source of this 651-nucleotide messenger RNA. RefSeq lists its product as hypothetical. Lineage: Eukaryota; Fungi; Ascomycota; Sordariomycetes; Hypocreales; Hypocreaceae. Bases 1 to 651 code for a protein of 216 amino acids. The transcript has 2 exons. The record is from RefSeq and is a predicted model, not a curated record.
AUGAAGACCUCCGCCGUCAUCGUCGCCGUCGCCGCCGCUCUCGUCAGCGCCCAGGCUCCCCCCGAGGGCACCAACAAGGUGUCCUGCGCCAAGCCCAACGCUGCCUACUGCAUGGGCGGCGAUAUCAUCCUCCGCUGCGACGGCAACAGCAUUGGCACUGCCGGCCGAUGCUCCGACAACGUUGCCGGAUACCCCCCUGCGGGCGGUGUUGCCGAGUGCUACCAGAGCUCCGAGCUGGCUGGUGAUGCUGCCUGCCAGAAGAACUGCGUCGUCUACGCUCAGCCUUCCUUCACCCUGCCUGCCUCUGAGUGCACUCCCAGCUUCACUGCCUCUGCCACCGCCGCUCCCACCACCCUGGAGAGCACCGUGGUUGCCACUGCCACUGCCACUGCCACCAUCACCUACAACGCUACCAUCCCCGUCGUCAUCUCUUCCACUCCUGCUGCUCCUGCUCCUCCUGCUGGCACUGGUGUCCCUCCUCCCCCUGCUGGCGGCAACGGCACCGCUCCCAGCGGCACCAACACCCCCGUUGGCCCUACCACCACCGGCUCCGGCUCCGGCCCCAGCACUAUCCCUACCGGCGGUGCCAUUGCCAACCGCGCCAGCGGUGCUCUGGCCGUCAUGGGACUCGUCGCCGCUUACUUCCUGUAA